UUCGUUUGGGAAGCCGGCUGUCAGCAUGUCUUUUCCUAAGGCGCCGCUGAAGCGAUUCAAUGAUCCUUCAGGCUGUGCACCCUCUCCAGGUGCUUAUGAUGUUAACACUUCAGAAAUAUCUAAAGGACCGGUAUCCUUUCAGAAAUCACAGAGAUUUAAAAAACAAAAAGAAUCUCAACAAAAUCUUAGUGUUGACAAAGAUAGUACCGUGCCUUCUUCAGCUAAAAAAGCUAAGACUUUGAGAUUAAAGAAAGAAUCUCAAAAGAAUGAUAAAGAUUUGAAGAGACUAGAAAAAGAGAUUCGUGUCCUCGUCCAGGAGCGUGGUGUUCAAGACAAGAGGAUCCAGGAUAUGGAAAAUGAGUUGGAGAAGAUGGAAGCAAAGUUAAAUGUUGUAGUCAGGGAAAAAACAUCUCUCUCUGCAAACAAUGCUUCACUGGAAAAACAGCUUAUUGACUUAACUAGAACUAAUGAACUACUAAAAUCUAAGUUUUCGGAAGAUGGUAACCAGAAAAAUAUAAGAAUGCUAAGCCUGGAGCUGAUGAAACUUAGAAACAAAAGAGAAACAAAAAUGAGGAGUAUGAUGGCUAAACAAGAAGGCAUGGAAAUGAAGCUGCUGGUUACUCAGAAGAAUCUGGAAGAGUCUCAGGGGAAAAUAGCACAACUUGAGGGGAAACUUGUUUCAAUAGAGAAAGAAAAGAUUGAUGAAAAAUCUGAAACAGAGAAACUCUUAGAAUACAUCGAAGAAAUUAGUUGUGCAUCAGAUCAAGUGGAAAAAUAUAAGCUAGAUAUUGCCCAGUUAGAAGAACAUGUGAAAGAGAAGAAUCAUGAAAUUUUAAUCCUUAAGCAGUCUAUUGAGGAAAAUGUUAUCUUGUCUAAACAAGUAGAAGACCUGAAUGCUAAAUGCGAGCUGCUUGAAAGAGAAAAAGAAGACCUUCUCAGCAGGAAAACGGAAAGGGAUGAAAGUCUAAAUGCAGAGAUGCAAAACUUAAAAGAGAAGCUUAUUCUGGAAAAACAAGAACAUGAAAGACUACAACAAAAAGAGUUGCAAAUUGAGUCACUUCUCCAACAAGAGAAAGAAUUAUCUUCUAGUCUUCAGCAGAAGCUAUUUUUUUAUCAAGAAGAAAUGAUUAAAGAAAGAACUCUUUUUAAGGAAGAAUUAAAACUUGCACUGGAAGAACUAGAUCUAGUUCAGCAAAAGGAAGAACAAACUGAAAGACUGGUCAAACAGUUGGAAGAGGAAACAAAAACUACAGCAGAAGAACUAAAACUCUUAGAAGAACAGUUGAAAGAGAAGGAAGCUGAAAUGGAGAAAAAUGAUGCUGCUCACAUGCAGGCCACCCUAAUUUUGCAGGAAAGGUAUAAUAGUACAGUGCAAAACCUUGGAGAUGUUACUGCUCAAUUUGAAAGCUAUAAAGCAUUAAUAAUUAGUGAGCUAGAAGAUCUUAGACUGGAGAACUCAUCACUACAGGAAAAAGUGGCCAAGGCUGAAAAAAGAGCAGAGGAUGUUCAACAUCAGAUACUGACAACUGAAAGCACAAAUCAAGAAUAUGCAAGGAUGCUUGUAGAUCUACAGAACAAAUCAGCACUGAAAGAAGUAGAAAUUAAAGAAAUGACAGUUUCUUCUCUUAAAAAGAUAACUGAUUUGCAGAACCAACUCAAACAACAAGAUGAAGACUUUAAGAAGCAACUGGAAGAGGAAGAAGUAAGAAAAGUUGGGAAAGAAAACACAGUGGCAGAAUUAACUGAGGAAGUUAAUAAAUGGCGUCUCCUUUAUGAAGAACUGUAUAAGAAAACAAAACCUUUUCAGCUUCAACUGGAUGCAUUUGAAGCAGAGAAACAGGCUUUGUUGAGUGAACAUGGUGCAACUCAGGAGCAGCUAAAUAAAAUAAGAGAUUCAUAUGCGGAAUUAUUGGGUCAUCAGAAUCUGAAGCAAAAAAUCAAGCAUGUUGUGAAAUUGAAAGAUGAAAAUAGCCAACUGAAAUCGGAGGUGUCAAAACUCCGAUCUCAGCUUGCUAAAAAGAAACAAAAUGAGAGAAAACUUCAGGAGGAAUUGAAUAAAGUUCUGGGUAUCAAACACUUUGAUCCUUCAAAGGCCUUUCAUCAUGAAAGUAAAGAAAAUUUUGCCCUCAAAACUCCAUUAAAAGAAGGCAAUUCAAACUGCUACUGAACUCCUGUGCAGUGUCAAGAAUCAUGCAAGUAAAUGUCUGAAAACCCUGUUGAAGAUUAUUUUAUACUUACUGCUAUUAUUGUUGAUGUUAUUAUUAUGUUUACAAUGGGUGUCUUAUAAUGUUAUAUUUAAUGUGAAUUUGAGCAUUUGAGCUUCCUAUCCUCAGAUAUGUAAAGGAAGUUCAACUUUUUUCAGUUAGGAGGGAGUUCAACUUUUUUUUUUUUUAACCAAAAUUUCUGAUGACAUUUUCUAUUGUAAAGUAACUCCUUAUACUUUAUUAUUUAAUUCUAAACAUUCUAAUUGGCUUUUUGGUUUUCAGUACACACCAUCAAAUUAGCAUCUCUUUAAAAAUGACCAUUCAGAUUAUUAUUCCCCUAUUCUGUAACCUCAGUUUCAAGUUUCUAAUUAUCAGAUUAUUUUAGCUUGAUUCUGGAGUCUUUUCUAAUCUGAAAAGGAUCAGAAAGGCUUAAAUACAUUUUGCUCAUUCUUGCUUCUGCUUUGAUUUACUAAUAAUGUCUAUUCUGACCUACUCAUCAUCAUUUGUCCAAUUCAAACAUGAAAUAAGGACAGACUUAACUCUUAGUAACCUCAUUAUCGUUUAUCAAAGUCACUGAGUUAUUUAAUAAUUUACAGAUUCCUAGACUCUAUCUUAAUUUGUAAUUAGGCUUAUAAACCUGCACUUUUAACAAAUUCUUCGAAUAAUUAUUAGAUAUGCUAAAAAUCUUAGAAACUUUGCAAGUAACCUCUUUAGAGAACUUGAUUUGUAUAUCUACUGAAACUUUGUUUAGUAUUUGUGUAAUAUGAAAUAAAAUCACAGAGUAAAUUUACUCAGUUAUUAAAUUUUCAUUUUAUGAAGCUACAUUAAUUCUUCUUUAAGAUAUAUUUAUUUUCUUUGUUCCUUCCACCACCACGAUACUGGCCCUUGUUCCCAGUAAUCACAAAUGAUACUCUUUAGAAAGUGGUAAUUCUCCCUCUGCUAUAUCUGAUUUGCACAAUUGUGUGAUUGUAAAACACCAUUUUUGUAAUGUUGAUGGACUAACAGACAAUCACAGAAUAGUUUUUCUUAAUAAAUUAUUUUGUCAAACCUUAA
This is a messenger RNA of Marmota flaviventris (yellow-bellied marmot), 3257 nucleotides long. RefSeq names its product hyaluronan mediated motility receptor (gene Hmmr). Gene Ontology annotation, molecular function: hyaluronic acid binding. Lineage: Eukaryota; Metazoa; Chordata; Mammalia; Rodentia; Sciuridae. Gene Ontology annotation, cellular component: membrane. The record is from RefSeq and is a predicted model, not a curated record.